Messenger RNA from Penicillium brasilianum, 804 nucleotides. The record is from the annotation of a GenBank genome assembly. NCBI's taxonomy places the organism in Eukaryota, Fungi, Ascomycota, Eurotiomycetes, Eurotiales, Aspergillaceae.
CUCCUCCAGAGCAUUCUUUACUCAACAACUCACCAUUUUCACUCGUUUUCUCGAAUCUCUUCGCUAAACAACCCUUCAAAAUGCAGUUCGCUCUUACCGCAAUCCUCAGCCUCGCUGUUACCGUGGCCGCUCUGCCACCAAUGGGCCCCUCUGCCGGUGGUGUUGGCAACGCUAACGGCGUUGCUAACAAGGGAAACACCCAAGUUCGCUUCCCUGUCCCUGACAACUUGACUGUCAAGCAGGCCCAGGCCAAGUGUGGCGACCAGGCUCAGCUCUCUUGCUGCAACCACGCCACCUAUGCCGGAGACACCACCGAUGUCAACGAGGGUAUCCUUGCUGGCACUCUGAGCCACCUCAUCGGCACCGGUUCCGGAGCUAGCGGCCUGGGUCUCUUCGAUCAGUGCUCCCAGCUUGAUCUCCAGGUUCCCGCUGCUCUCGGAAUCUUGGGUAUCCAGGACUUGAUCAAGAAGCAGUGCCAGCAGAACAUUGCCUGCUGCCAGAACUCUCCCUCCAACGCUGGCGGAGAUCUUAUCGGUGUCGGACUGCCCUGUGUGGCCCUCGGUGCUCUGAUCUAAUUGAAGAAUCUCGUUCGCCUUCGGGUUGGGAUAUUCGGAGAUUAAUGUCAACCCCGACAGCAUCGAGUGAGAUGUGUCGACGCUUUAGAUACGGAACGCGGGGUUUGUCUUAAUUGUGCCGGUUGCAUAGGUUUUGUCUAGAGGUUCUAAGCCGAUCGUUACUACUGUUUUGUUUCUAUGUAUUUGAUGAUAUUUUGAAUUAUUAUCCUUCUUCACAAUAAAAACUCUG